This is a messenger RNA of Vespa velutina, 1713 nucleotides long. RefSeq lists its product as uncharacterized. Bases 599 to 1444 code for a protein of 281 amino acids. NCBI's taxonomy places the organism in Eukaryota, Metazoa, Arthropoda, Insecta, Hymenoptera, Vespidae. The transcript is spliced from 7 exons. The record is from RefSeq and is a predicted model, not a curated record.
AAGCUAAUAUUAAUCUUUUUCUCACAAAAUAUCGAUUACAUACAUAUGUACAAUCUACUUCUACAAAUGUUAAUGAUACGUAAUAAUCUCUAACCAAAUAUUCACAUUUUUUUGUAAUUAAUUCAUUGGCAUAGAAAGAUGUCACGUAAAAAAAAUAAGCACAAAUUAUAAUUUAUUUUAAAGUAAUAUUCACGAUCAUUCACAAUUAUCAGCUGAUUAAUUGGAAUAAAUAUUAAUGACCGAUACGUGUAACGAUUUUUGUAUGCACAUUGAUAAGAAGUAGCACAAAUGAUAUGUAUACGUGUCGGUGACAAUACUAAUAAUUAAUAUUACAAGAAAUAACAACGAAACACGUACGAAUUAAUUCUAAGAUGUUUCGAUCGCAAAUGUCAUUAUAAAAAUUUCGUACUUGGUUUAAAGGUUAGAGUGUAUGAGCACUUAAUGUAUACGUAUGCCGGGAAGUAUAAAAUAAAUUGAAAUUUAAUUUUAUCAAAAGUUUCUUUAAAAAAUAUUUGCAAAGACUUAAUCUAUCUAAAAGUAUUUAGAGAUAUUGACUUUAUUUCUUUGUUUUAUAAGCUUAUUAUUAAUAUCAAAGCUUAUGCAUAUUAGGUGGGAAGCUAAGAAUAAAAGUAUAAUGGGAAUCGACAGCAUGAGAGUUGGAACAGGCAGAUGUUCACCUCUUUUAGUUGGAGGACUCUUUAUUGCAUGUUUAAUGCUUAUUUGCAACUGGUGGACUUUAUCUUCUGAAAAUUUAGAUUUAGUGCACCAAAUAGAUGAACUUAAUGAGCAGCUUAAAAUAAGCGCAGAAGAUAGAGAUCAGUGUGUAACAUUACGCAGUAAAUUAGAGCAAAGAUAUAAACAAAUGGAAGAUGACAUAGCUUAUUUACAUGUAAGAUUAGAAAAGCAAAAUGAUAUAGAGAAAAAAAAUGAUGAACUUAAAGAUUCUAUAGUAAUCUGUAAAAGUGAAUUAGACUCAUUGAAUAAAUUAGAUGCUAAACGAAAAGAAAAUAAAAAACUUCAAGAAGAAUUGGACAGAGUCAAAGAUGAAAUGGAAAAAUUAAAACUUGCUUAUAAUGCACCAGCUAAUAAUAUUAAAUCUGAUCUUACAUUAACACCUACAAGAAAGGUCAUUGAUGCUAGUCAGUUACAUCUUGUUCGGGACUCCGCUAUAAGAAUAUCUGUAGCUGGUCAGCGUGGUUUGAAGUACCAUCAAAUCCCAAUUCUACCAACAGAUCCACCUGGUGCUGUGCGCCUAGCUCCUCGUCUUUCAGUAACAAUGUUAAAAGCUAAAAGAAAUGUAGAAAUAGAAAAUGGCACGACUCAAGGAAUAGAAAAUGACGAAGUAGAAAAAAAUGAUGUAAAUAAUCAAGGAAAUGAGGCAGUAGAAACUGUUUCAUAUGUAGAAAAGAGGAACCAUCAAUUAUCUAAUCAAUCGAUGCAUUAAAUAUCUCUGUGAUAUAAAUACUUAUUUACUGGAUGCCUUGUCAAUUAAAAUGAAUUAAAUAAUUUGUAUAGUAUUUCUAAGAUAAUAACAGAUUAGUUUUGGAAAUAAUGUUCGAAAGCUUUUAAUGUUUGGUUACAGUUAUGCAAUAUAAGAAUAUUAAGUAUUAUUAUACUCAUUUUUUUUUCUUAUUUUUUUUUUUUUUUCAAGAAAAUAUAUCCAUAUCUGAUUUCAUGUAAAAUUAUGUAAUAAAAAGAUUAAGUACAACGUUA